Messenger RNA from Prunus avium (sweet cherry), 1065 nucleotides. The record is from RefSeq and is a predicted model, not a curated record. Lineage: Eukaryota; Viridiplantae; Streptophyta; Magnoliopsida; Rosales; Rosaceae.
ACAUUUGUUGAUGCAAAAACAGAUGAUGAAGUGGACGACAACCCAAUUGAGCAAGUUAGGCUAACAGUUCCAAUCACAGAUGACCCAUCAGAGCCAACCAUUACAUUUCGAACAUGGGUGCUUGGCCUAUUAUCAUGCACCACUCUUGCUUUUGUCAACCAGUUUUUUGGGUACCGCCAAAAUCAGCUCUUCAUUUCUUCAGUGUCUGCCCAAAUUUUGGUCCUCCCGCUGGGCAAGUUGAUGGCUGCGGUCCUUCCAACAACACAAUUUUCAGUCCCCUUCACAAAAUGGUCCUUCUCAUUCAAUCCGGGGCCUUUCAGUAUGAAGGAGCACGUUUUGAUCACCAUAUUUGCAAACUCUGGAUCCAACAGUGUUUAUGCAGUCAACAUCAUCACAAUUGUCAAGGCUUACUACCACAGAAGUAUUCAUGUUAUGGCAGCCUUCUUGUUAGCUCACACCACUCAGAUGCUUGGAUAUGGAUGGGCUGGAUUAUUCAGAAGAUACCUUGUUGACUCCCCUUACAUGUGGUGGCCCGGUAAUUUGGUUCAAGUCUCUCUAUUCAGGGCAUUGCAUGAAAAGGAAAAGAGACGCAGAGGAGGCCGUACAAAGAUGCAGUUCUUCAUCAUUAUUUUCGUAAGCAGCUUUGCUUACUACAUUAUCCCAAGUUUCUUCUUCCCCUCCAUAACAGCUCUCUCCUUAGUUUGCUGGAUUUGGAAGGACUCAGUCACAGCACAGCAGAUUGGUUCAGGGCUCAAGGGCCUUGGAAUUGGCUCUUUUGCCCUUGAUUGGUCCACCAUUGCUGCCUUCUUGACCAGCCCCUUAGCCUAUCCUGAUGUUGCAGUCAUUAACAUGUUGAUUGGUUUUAUUGUGAUCUUUUACAUUGUUACCCCCAUUGCCUAUUGGACCAAUGCAUAUGAUGCUAAGAGGUUCCCAAUAUUUUCCUCUCACACUUUUGACCAUGAUGGCCAAACCUACAACGUCAGUCGAAUUUUGGAUGAGAAAGCUUUCGAUAUGAAUUUGAAGGAGUAUAACAGUUAUAGUAAACUCUACCUCAGUGUCUACUUU